GGGGCCUUGUUGCGGAAUCGAUAUGAUUCGACAGAAUUUCUGCAAUGAACGAAGAGGACGAAGUUAUCAACGUUCUGCCUAUCCACUAUUCUGCGGCCUUACAUCCUAACAUCCACAUUCACCAAUAUCCUCUCCUCACCCGACCACUCCAGACCCCGCCUUCAGCUGCACUAACCGGUAAACGCAUCCGUGCACGCGUGAAGCCCAACAGUCAUAGGCUGGAACUCCAUGUACCAGUAGAUACUCGGCCGGAGGUGUGGAAUGGCGAGCGCAGCAAAGAACUGGGCGGUGCACGGGCAGAUGAUGAUCGCGAGAAAAACCAAGAUAUUGUCAAGGGUAAACAGGAGGGCGAGGAGCUCAGGCUCGGUGAAGUCCGUCUGCGAAGUGAAGAAAUCCCAAAACAGGGUGCAUAUAUGCUAGGUAUUGUCCGAGAUGGUCAUAUGCAUCUGCACCCAAUAACAGAGGCACACCAAUUUCGUCCUACGCUGACAUACCUGGAUAUACUGUCACGCAGAAACAAACGUUCUCGAGGAGGGGGUGGAUCGGACUCUGACUCUGAUGAUGGACCUCCACCCGAUCCAGACGAACCGGCUCCCGCUCCUGCACCUAAGAAGGAGAAAAAGGUCGCAGACGUGAGGGAGGUCCAGGUUUCAGCACGAAAGGCUGCGGACGACAAGGCUGGUAAUCUUCAAGGCGGUUUAUCUGCUGUACGAAGAGACAUGCUGCUAGCAAUACGUGCUGAAGAAGACGAGACCUGGCAGGAUUUAGAGUUUUGUGAUGGAGAUACUGCCGAGUCGAAUACUGCUUUUGAGACACUGUUCUCACAAAACGAGGAUCGGUUAGAGUGUAAGACUGAUAUCUCGGCUUUUAUUAAAGAAAUUAAAGGACUUGUAUCAUGAUAACAUUUGUUUCCUCUGUUGUACUUUCCUAUAUACUACAGCUAUAGAGUGAUAGUAUGAGAUAGACAGACAUACUAUAUCUUAUGUCGAAGGUUGGAGAUAUGCAGUUCUAGUUGAUAUAAUCAUGUCUGCAAUCAUAUCUACAGUCUACUGUUU
This is a messenger RNA of Serpula lacrymans var. lacrymans S7.9, 1055 nucleotides long. RefSeq lists its product as uncharacterized. Bases 45 to 899 code for a protein of 284 amino acids. Gene Ontology annotation, biological process: DNA-templated transcription. The record is from RefSeq and is a predicted model, not a curated record. The transcript has 3 exons. Gene Ontology annotation, cellular component: nucleus; RNA polymerase III complex. Lineage: Eukaryota; Fungi; Basidiomycota; Agaricomycetes; Boletales; Serpulaceae.